AUCAUUGGUUUCAGUACAUAAUAUCACAGGGUAGAUGGAGAACCGGUUCUUUUAGAGCUAAGUUAUAUAACUGUUUGGUAUUUGCCCACAUACAUCAUCUCUCUCAGGUGAGGUUUGUGACGUCACAAUCUCAUUUGACAUCAGGAUCCUAUGAAUUGCAGGAUUUAGGAGGAAGAGACAUAGAGCUGCCAGAGGGAAGUCUGUACUUAAACACAGCUCCCCUUGAUUGUUGCAAAUGGAGAGAGGAACAUGAUGACAUUUCUAAGGCUUAAGCUCAAAGGCACAACCAUGAAAGACCCAAGUCGCAGGAGUACUAGUCCAAGCAUUAUCAAUGAAGAUGUGAUCAUGAAUGGUCACUCUCAUGAAGAUGAUAAUCCAUUUGCUGAGUACAUGUGGAUGGAAAACGAGGAGGAGUUCAACAGGCAGAUCGAAGAGGAGUUGUGGGAAGAAGAAUUUAUAGAACGUUGCUUCCAAGAAAUGCUGGAAGAGGAGGAAGAACAUGAGUGGUUUAUUCCAGCCAGAGAUCUCCCGCAAACGAUGGAUCAAAUUCAGGACCAGCUCAAUGAUCUUGUUAUCAGUGACAGUUCGUCACUGGAAGAUCUGGUGGUCAAGAGUAAUCUGAAUCCAAAUGCAAAGGAGUUUGUUCCUGGGGUGAAGUACUAAAUAUAUGAGUAGACUGGGCCCUCUUUUGGUGGAUGUAGCACAAUUUCCACACUGUGAAGCCAGUAUUAGAAGAUUUAAUUGUUAAAACGCUCUCUCUUCUUGUCACUGUGUUACACUUACGCAUUGCCAAAGUUUUGUUAGUCUUGCAUGCUUAAUAAAAGUGCUGAGACUGUUAUUAAGUCAACUGCUGUCAGAGGUUAAUGGAAUGGAGAGAAAAAAUGAAAUAACACAAUUGGACCCAGGCUCUUUUUGUGAAUGAGACAGUGAGGUUGGAAGCACCAGUCGAGAAAUGUACCAAGUUUCUGAGAAACUCUUGAAAUUCUACUUUUCGAAGGAUUCGUGACAAAGAGUGGUCUGUUUUAGCUAAAGCAAGAGUUGGUGUCGAUAUGCACCUGAUAAUGCCUUAACAUGAAAAUAAAAGCAAGGUUUAUCUGAUUAUGCAGAUUAGCUGGAUUAUUUCAGAACUGCUACUAACUCUUCCCAUGAUGAAGCAAAAUUUCACAUCCUGCUCUUCUUUUUUGAGAAGAGCGUGGAUAAUGUAUUAUACACGAACUGCUUUUACAGACCUGUACAAAGUCCUUUAUCUUGGCUACCAGAUCUGGCGGAGGAGAAACAAAAAUGACUGGCAGAUGAGAUUGUAUUACAGGAAGUUAUCAUGUUGGAAUGGUUGUCCCACUAAUACAUUGAUAUUUAAAGUGAUGCGAGGUUGUGCGUCACAAUUUCUUCCAGAAGUCCAGAAACACGGCACUGCCUGUAUAAAAUUUUACAACCUCAAAAGAGUUGGUUUUACCUGUAAAACUUUAUAGCAUUAGUGAUUUGAGUGGUGCUUUUCCCCUGCUUUGUUUAAUCAUCCACUACACAGUAGUCUGCAGCACAAUUUUUUUUUAAUACAACUAGAACAGUUUUGGCUUCUUAAACUUCAUAUUUGGGUAGCUUAAGCUGCCAUACGUGUUCAGUGUGAAUAGUGUUUAAGUUGAAAAUAUUGUAAAAAAAUUAUAUUUUUUCAAAAAUAUUUAAAAAAAUAAAUAAUAGUAGAAACGA
Molecule: messenger RNA, 1704 nt
Organism: Podarcis raffonei (Aeolian wall lizard)
Lineage: Eukaryota; Metazoa; Chordata; Lepidosauria; Squamata; Lacertidae
Gene: PAIP2
Product: poly(A) binding protein interacting protein 2
Exons: 4
Coding region: 250-663 (137 amino acids)
Biological process (GO): negative regulation of translational initiation
Cellular component (GO): cytoplasm
Molecular function (GO): mRNA regulatory element binding translation repressor activity
Source: RefSeq, a predicted model, not a curated record